Anopheles coustani is the source of this 5040-nucleotide messenger RNA. RefSeq names its product phospholipid-transporting ATPase ABCA1-like. The transcript is spliced from 7 exons. Gene Ontology annotation, cellular component: membrane; intracellular membrane-bounded organelle. The record is from RefSeq and is a predicted model, not a curated record. Gene Ontology annotation, molecular function: ATP binding; ATP hydrolysis activity; ABC-type transporter activity. The coding region runs from base 1 to 5040 and encodes 1679 amino acids. Gene Ontology annotation, biological process: lipid transport; transmembrane transport. Lineage: Eukaryota; Metazoa; Arthropoda; Insecta; Diptera; Culicidae.
AUGGCAGUUUUAACGGCACAAUCCGCAAGCAGCACCACAACCACGCUUACCCAACCGUACGGUACUUCCGGCUGGGGCAAGUUUACGCUGCUGCUGUACAAGAACUUUCUGCUGCACUGGAGAAGCAAGCUGUCCAGCGUGAUCGAAGUAUGCAUCCCUCCACUGUUCAUGCUGCUCAUGGUGGGAUUGCGCAGUUUGACGGAAAUCGAAUACAUUCCCCACGUAUCGGUCUACCAGCCGUUGGAUAUCGCCAACUUUACCGCUAUCAGGAGAAACCUGGCUAUUCCCUUCCACGACACCAUCGCCUUCUCGCCGGAUAGUCCGGCACUGCGAGCCCUAAUGGGCCCGGUGGGCGAAUGGGCCGAUCUGAACGUCCAGCCACUGCCGAAUGAAACCACGCUGCAGAACUUCCUGCGGGCCAGUAGCGCAUUCGCCGGCGUGGAGUUUGACCCACGGCUCAACAAUACGAGAUCGCUGCCGCAGAAGCUCAACUAUCGCCUGCGCUUCCCAGGGGAGCAGCGGGCCCAGUUCACCGUCGGCAACAGCUGGCAGACGGACAGGCGCUGGGGUUCGCGGGCGGACGGUGGGGCACGAUUUGCCGAGCACAGCGACGGUGGGCCCUCGCCGGGGUACUUCCGGGAAGGGUUCCUGUCCAUACAGCACUUCAUCUUCAAAUCGUUCGCCGAGCUGAACAAGGUGAUUCCGGAUCCGGUCCCGGAUGUGUACGUACAGCGGUUCCCCUACCCACCGUUCCGGGAGGACAGCUUCCCUUCGAGCUUGACCACCUUCCUGCCGAUCUCGGUGAUGCUGGCGUUCAUCUACCCGUGCAUCAGCAUCGUGAAGAGCAUCCUGUUUGAGAAGGAAAAGCAGAUCAAGGAGGCGAUGAAAAUUAUGGGCCUCCAGAAUUGGGUCCUUUGGAGCUCGUGGUUCGUGAAGUGUUUCGUGUUCACGCAGAUAUCGAUCCUACUAGUGGUGCUGUUUCUCAAGGUGCCCUGGUACUCGACGCCGAACGUGUCCGUCCUGACGUACUCCGACUGGGGCGUCAUCUGGUUGAUCUUCUUCGUCUACGGUAUCGCGAUCAUCACGUUUUCCUUCAUGCUCAGCACGCUCUUCUCGAAGGCCAACUCGGGUGGCGCGGUGGCCGCGAUCAUCUGGUUCCUGGCGUUCGCCCCGUACAUCAUCAUGGUGCAGGACUAUCGGAAUCUGAGCGUGUCGCAGAAGCUCGGCUCAUCGCUGCUGCUCAACUCGGCCAUCGGGUUCACGAUGCGGCUGGUCGGUGCGUACGAGGGUGCGACGACGGGCGUCCAGUGGUCCACCCUCUUCCACGACAGUGACCUGGACGACAUCAACAUUGGCCAGAUGCUGCUGUUGCUGCUCGGCGACGCCGCGAUCUACAUGCUGAUUGCGCUUUACAUCGAGCAGGUGUUUCCGGGAGAUUUUGGCCUGGCACAACCCUGGUACUUUCUCUUUACGAAGCGUUUCUGGUGCGGCGAACGACCUGCUUCUGGUGAACCAGAUGGCAAAUGUAAACCGAACGAUAACAUCGAAGCCGAACCGAAGGGACGUCUGCCACGGAUCCAAAUACGCGACCUGCGAAAGGUGUACUCCAACAAGAAGGUGGCGGUCGAGGGACUGACUUUCAACAUGUUCGAGGGGCAGAUAACGGCCCUCCUGGGUCACAACGGGGCCGGUAAGACGACCACCAUGUCGAUGCUGACGGGCAUGAAGCGCCCCAGUGCCGGUACGGCCAUCAUUUGCGGGCACGACAUCCGGACUGACAUGAAGCGGGUGCGGACAUCGCUCGGGUACUGUCCGCAGCACAACAUCCUGUUCGAUGAGCUGACGGUGCGCGAACAUCUGUACUUCUACGGCCGGCUGAAGGGUCUGUCGAAGGUGCAGGUCGUGUUCGAGAUCGAGAAGUACAUCAAGGCACUCGAACUGGACGAUAAGGCGAACGUCCGGUCGUCCAGCCUGUCCGGCGGUAUGAAGCGGAAGCUCUGCGUCGGCAUCGCACUGUGUGCCGGUUCGCGGGUCGUACUGUGCGACGAGCCAACGUCCGGCAUGGAUCCGGCGGCCCGGCGUGCCCUGUGGGAUUUGCUGAUCGCGGAGAAGGCCCGCCGCACGUUGAUCCUGUCGACGCACUUCAUGGAUGAGGCGGACAUGCUCGGCGACCGGAUCGCCAUCAUGGCCGACGGGAAGCUGAAGGCGGUCGGGUCGUCGUUUUUCCUGAAGAAAAAGUUCGGCGUCGGCUACCGGUUGAUCUGCGUAAAGCAGCCGAACUGCGACGUCGAUCGGGUGACGGAAGUACUCCGCAAGCACAUUCCUCCCAUCCAGGUGGAAUCGAACGUUGGGUCGGAACUGUCCUACCUGCUGCAGGAGGAACAUUCGGCCGGCUUCCAGACGCUGCUGGAAGACCUGGAGAAUCGUGGCGAGGAGCUAAAGAUCUGCGACUUUGGCAUUUCGCUUACCUCGCUCGAGGAGGUGUUCAUGAAGGUGGGCUCGGAUUCGACGAGCGCCGAGGCUGAGGAGGCGAGAAGCCUGCACAGUAUGCAGUCCUGCAGCACCGGGACGGACGUGGAGUCGAGGGUUUCGAUCGAGGACUACCAGCUGGUGGAGGGCUUCAAGCUGUUCCGCUAUCAGAUAUGGGCCCUGUUCCUGAAGAAGAUCUACCAAACGUACCGUAACUGGUUUCUGCUGGUGGUGCAGAUCCUCAUACCGGUGCUGUUCGUGGCCGUCACGAUCGCGGUCGUACGCAACUGGGGCGGGUCCGGUGAUAUGCCGUCGCGUGCGAUCGGGUUGCGCUAUUUCGACGAGUCCGUCACGCUCGUCCAAAGGGAUGAGGCUGAGGACGCAGGACCGAUGGAGCAACAGAUCUUGAACAGUUACUUCGGCUUGUUCCGCAGCAUUCCGGGCGUAGUGCUUGCAUUCGUUGGUUGGAUGGAGGAUGCAUUUUUGAGCUUUACCGCAGAAAAUCUGAUGCUAGUCAAUAGGCGGUUCAUCGUCGGGGCGACCAUCACGCGGGAUAACCUGACGGCGUGGUUCAACAACGAAGCGCUCCACUCACCGCCCGUCGCUCUGCUCAUGAUGCACAAUGCACUGCUGGCCACGUUUACUGGCUCAUCCAACUUCAGCAUUGGGCUCACGAACUAUCCCCUACCGUACACCGAUGACACACGGCUCCAGUUGAUGCGCAGGUUUAACAACUUAGGCUUCCAGCUGGCCUAUUACACCGGGUUCGCGAUGUCAUUCGUGGUGGGCUUCUACGUCAUCUUCUACAUCCGCGAGCGGGUGACCAAAGCGAAGCUGCUCCAGCUGGUCAGCGGCGUGAGCCGGGUGUCGUACUGGUUGACCGGCUUCAUCUGGGACUACCUGACGUACGCCUUCGUGUGCAUCUUCAUCAUCAUCACGGUUGCCAUCUUCCAGGAGCCUGGUUUCAGCACCGCCGGCGAAGUGUUCCGACUCUACUCGGUGUUCCUGUUCGUGGGCGUACCGGCCCUACCGCUGACGUACCUCGUGACGCUCUACUACAACGUCGCCCCGGCCGCAUUCAUUCGCAUCAGCGUCGCGUACAUCGUCACCGGGACGGCACUGUUCAUCUUCGUCUACCUGCUCGGGACGGACAUGUUCGAGCUGGAGGAACUGUCGGACGUCCUGUCGAACGUGUUUCUCAUAUUCCCGCACUUUGCGCUCUGCGAUGCCAUCGUCAACCUGAGCCAUAUGUCCGUGACGAUCGAUACGUGUGCGGCGGAUCGGCCGCCUGGCGUUACCCCGCUGCCACUGUGCGACGAUGGCCUGUACUACUACCAAUGGGACCGUCCCGGCAUUGGACGACACCUGACCUACUGUCUCGUGAUGACGGUCGUCUACUUUUCGCUCCUGUUUCUGCUCGACUUCAAAGUGCUCAAGCUGAUCGUGCAAAAAGUGCGCGAAUGGCACUACCGGAAGCACUUCAAGCUGGACACCGGCUCCGGUGGCGCCGCUGCGGAGAUGGAUUCGGAUGUGCGCAAGGAGAAGGAGCGAAUCACGACCAUGUCGGUGGAGGAACGGGGCCGUACGAAUCUGGUGGCGCACGAGAUGACGAAGUAUUACAAUCGAUUCUUGGCCGUUAAUCAACUGAGUGUCGGUAUUAAUAGCUCGGAAUGCUUCGGAUUGCUCGGUGCGAACGGAGCGGGCAAAACGACCACUUUCAAGAUGCUCUCCGGCGACGAAACCAUCUCGUUCGGGGACGCCUGGAUCAAGGGGCACAGUCUGAAGAGCGAGCUGAAGCAGGUCCACCAGCACAUCGGCUACUGUCCGCAGUUCGAUGCGCUGAUCGAAGAUCUGACCGGGCGGGAAACGCUGAAGCUGUUCGCGCUGCUGCGCGGCGUCCCCCGGGCGAACAUUCCGCUGGUCGGAGCGCACCUGGCUCGGGAGUUCGGCUUCGAGAAGCACCUGGACAAGCAGGUGAAGGCGUUCAGUGGGGGCAAUAAGCGGAAGCUCAGCACGGCCCUCGCGAUGCUCGGCAACCCGUCGGUGGUGUACCUGGACGAACCGACGUCCGGGAUGGAUCCGGGCGCGAAGCGUAACCUGUGGAACGGGGUUUGCCGGGUGCGGGACAGUGGUAAAACGAUCGUACUUACCUCGCACAGCAUGGAGGAGUGCGAGGCACUGUGCACCCGGCUGGCCAUCAUGGUGAACGGGGAGUUCAAGUGCAUCGGCUCGACGCAGCACCUGAAGAACAAGUUUUCGCAGGGUUUCGUCUUGACGAUCAAGGCGAAGCGGGUGGAGGGUGGUGCCAAAGCGAAGGAGGCCAGCCCGAACGAUGGGCUCGAUCUGCAGAACAUAAAGGAUCACAUCGUCAUCCAGUUUCCCGAUUCUCACCUCAAGGAAGAGUAUCAAGACCUGCUGACGUACUAUAUCCGCUCAAACAGCAUGAAAUGGUCGCAGAUCUUCGGUGUGAUGGAGCGGGCCAAGCAGACGCUCAACAUCGAGGACUACUCAAUCGGUCAGACCAGCCUGGAGCAGGUGUUCCUUGCCUUUACAAAGUACCAAAGAGAGUAG